GACAGACCGGGGAGAUUCCUGUGAAAGCGUACCAAAAUGGGUCCACGAAGUUAUUCGGCCGAUAGCAGCAGAAUUGGAGUUCUUUAUGCCGCAGCCCUUCGCGGGGGAAAUUCUGGGACUGUGCAAAGCGCUGGGAAUAAGUCUUGGAGAUGGAGUCCUGCUUAAUUUCGCCUAUGAAUCUACUGCGUUCUGUACUAGUAUUGUUGCUCAGGAUGACAAAGGAAACAUUUACCACGGUCGGAACCUGGAUUACGAUUUUGUUGAUAUAUUAAGCAAGAUUACAAUUGAUGUGCGGUUUAUAAAAAGUGGGCAGAUCGCAUAUCAAGGCACCACAUUUCUUGGUUACGUAGGCUUAUGGACUGGACAAAGUCCACACAAGUUCACGAUCUCUGGUGAUGAACGAGCGGGUGGUCGCUGGUGGGAAAAUGCAAUAGCUGCUUUUCUGAAUCGGAAUUACCCCGUCAGCUGGCUUGUCCGAGACACCCUGAGCAGAGCAGAGGACUUUCAGUCAGCUGUUCUCAGACUAGCGGGCAUUCCCAUCAUUGCUGAAGUUUACUAUAUUGUAGGAGGCGUAUCGCCCAAAGAAGGCAUGGUCAUAACGAGGAAUCGAAGAGGGCCAGCAGAUCUCUGGCCUCUCGAUCCUUUAGGUGGAGCGUGGUUUCGUGUGGAGACAAACUAUGACCAUUGGACUACCCCUCCUCCUUUUGACGAUCGAAGAACUCCAGCCAUCAAAGCUCUCAAUGCUACUGGACAGCAGAACAUCAAUUUUGAUACGCUCUUUAAGGUGUUGUCAGUGAAGCCAGUCUUAAACAAUAACACAGUCUAUACCACAGUAAUGAGCGCUGCACUUCCAGAUAAGUACCAGACAUGGAUCAGACCUGUGAAGUGAAGAGGU
This is a messenger RNA of Pygoscelis adeliae (Adelie penguin), 895 nucleotides long. It is a transcript of the gene NAAA, whose product is annotated as N-acylethanolamine acid amidase. NCBI's taxonomy places the organism in Eukaryota, Metazoa, Chordata, Aves, Sphenisciformes, Spheniscidae. The coding region runs from base 86 to 889 and encodes 267 amino acids. The transcript has 10 exons. Gene Ontology annotation, molecular function: hydrolase activity, acting on carbon-nitrogen (but not peptide) bonds. The record is from RefSeq and is a predicted model, not a curated record.